Molecule: messenger RNA, 1035 nt
Organism: Acanthisitta chloris (rifleman)
Lineage: Eukaryota; Metazoa; Chordata; Aves; Passeriformes; Acanthisittidae
Gene: CENPN
Product: centromere protein N
Exons: 10
Coding region: 1-1035 (344 amino acids)
Biological process (GO): CENP-A containing chromatin assembly; chromosome segregation
Source: RefSeq, a predicted model, not a curated record
AUGGAUGACACCGUUGCUGAGUUUAUCCGAAGAACUGUGUUAAAAGUCCCACGGGAUGGAAUCAAGGACGUGCUGCAGAAAUGGGGUUUUCUCUCCGAAGCACAGCUGCAGACCCUGAACGUCUGUCAGACCAAGGACCACGUUGCUCAAGAUGUUGUUCAGCUGUGUGAGGAAAAUUCUGCAGAUAUACAGCAAGCAGCAGUUCUAGAUAUCAUUUACACCCACGUCUAUCAGAAUAAAAGAAGGUGGAGUGUUUACCGGAUGAAGAAAACGGGAGAAGAAGUGGAGUAUUUUGGCCUAACAGAUUUCAAAAAGAAAUUCAAAAGCAGAAUUUGGUCAGCCUUGAAAAAUGUCACUAUCACCUUCAGAGAAUAUGAGGAUAAUGCAAUCUGGAUUAGAGUUGCCUGGGGAACACCACACACAAAGCCAAACCAGUACAAACCCACCUAUGUUGUGUACCACUCACAGACUCCUUAUGUCUUCAUUUCUGCCUCACUGCUGAGGGGCAAUUUGCCCCUGCUGUAUCAGGCCCUGAUUGUUGCUUCCAACUACCAUGAAAUCCAUGAAAUGGAGCUUCGAGGUCAUUCUUUAGACUCCCUGAAAGAUAUUGUGUUUAAGAGAUAUAGCCAGCAUUUCCAAACGUGUUCUCCGACACUUGUACAAAGCACUGUAGAACCAGAAAGUGAUUUAAGGAUAGUUCAGGAAAACAGAAGUGAGAAAGAAAGAAUCCAGAGGCUGACCCAGGAAGCUUUUGGAGAUGGUCCCCAACCGAAACUCGAAUUUGCACAGUAUAAGCUUGAGACAAUGUUUAAAAGUGAUCCUGAAAUGAAUGUUUUGAACAAAAAAGAACCAUUCAGGUGUCUGGUCAAGUUUUCUAGUCCACAUCUUUUGGAAUCACUGAAAUACUUGGCAGCAGCAGGUAUGGCUGAUGCACCACUCUCACCACUACUUACAAGCAUAACACAUAAAGCUAGGAAUUAUUUUAAAGUUAGAGAGAAAAAAUGUGUUAUUCCAGAAAGCUUUGUAAGCCCUUAA